Messenger RNA from Bursaphelenchus okinawaensis, 8423 nucleotides. Lineage: Eukaryota; Metazoa; Nematoda; Chromadorea; Rhabditida; Aphelenchoididae. The record is from the annotation of a GenBank genome assembly.
AUGGGGUCUAAAGUCAGAAGAAAUGAAAGGUAAUACUAUAAGGAAUACUAAAAAUAGAUUUAUUAAUAAUUUUAGGUUUAAAAAUGGCUAAAAAUACAAAAAAAUCAGAAAAGUUGAUAAAUAUUAUAAUUUUUGGCUUGAUUUUUCAAAAUAAAUUGGCAUUUUUUAAAUAGAUCUUGGCAUUUUUUGACAUUUUUGUAUAGAUCUUGACAUUUUUUGUUCAUUUUGGGACAUAUUUUUCAAAUUUUAAAAGAUAUUUUUAAAAAUUUUUGCUAAUUUUCUCAUUUUUUCAGUAUCCGCGAGAAGAUCUCCCACGGAUCGGCCAAGUUUUUUGGCGUACCAAUGACGGAUGACAACAACUCUUUGAAUUCGGAUCACGAACAGACCAAGGCACAGGAGACGAAAUGGCAAAAACGACGUUACAGAUAUCUGAAUUCGUUGUACGGUGUGAAAGAGAAGCAGGUGGCGGAGGAAAUGAAAAGCGGUAAGAUAUUGAUGUUUUGAGGGUUUUUAGGUAUUAAUUAGGUAUAACUUUGUUGGAAUAGGUUGGAUUAUGAUAUAUUGAUGAGGCUUGUUGUAGUAUCAAGAGUGGGGUGUGAUAUACUGAUAAGUUUCAUUUCAGUGGAUACCCUGGAUUCUGGGACGCCAUACCUAGAGAACGCUAGCGUCUACACAGCCAUUCCAAUGGAGCCAGAAAAGAAGGAAUCGGUAGCAAGAAUGGCCUACAACGCAUUUCAGAGCUUUAUACAAGGGUAGGUUUAGUAUGACAGUAUAUAUCGGGAUUGUUUUAUAUGCCCUAACUUCAUCCCUACCUUAACUUUUACCCCUAACCGAGCCCUACCUCAACUUCGAUCCCUACCCUUACCCCCUACCCCUACCUCCCUACCCCUACCCGUUUUUUACCCCUACAGCUACCUCCACCCCUACCCUUAUACCCACGCCCUCUUUUAAUUUGGCUUUGGCUACCACGCCCUACCUCUAACUUUACCCCACCUUAACGUUUCUUCGAUUUCAGUGAUCUCUUCCGACGCCGCCGGUUAACAACGUUGGCCGAAGAGGAGCCGGUUGCUUCCACUUCGGCCUCUCCACCUCCACCAUACACUCCCAUCAGAGAACGAAUCAAGGUCAGGAACAUGCGAAGCUUCCCAUUAACCCAGCACAACGUCGUCCAACAACCACGCAGAUUGGCCAGAAAUCAGUCGGGUAACGAAAAUUCUUAAUUUUUUUUUGUUAAAUUUAAGUAAUUAUAAAGCUUUUUUUAAUUUAUGUUUAAUGAUACAGUGGAAAUGGCACAGCAUGCCACAGAACAUUAUUUUAUUAUCAAAAGUUUGCAGAAGUUUAGGUUUUGUAAGGCUUUAUCGGAUCGGACGAAGAAGCGAAAAUUUGUGUAACAGUGCUUCGGUAAAAGUACUGUAACUUUAUUAUUAUCGUACUUUUUAAAAAUAUUUUUCUUGAAUGUCAUAGGAAAUAGUAUAAGCUAUGCUCAUGUCAAAUUUCAAGUCUCUAUCAAUUUUGUAAAAAUUGUUAUGGCAUAAAAACCCGGGUGGCUUACUAUCUUGGGCAGGUGGCUCUAAAAAUUCUUAUAAAAUCCGUUUUCUCGAAUAGUUUGACAUUUUUCUUAGUUUGCUCCUUUUAACAUUGUCUUUAUGGUCUUGUGGAAUAGUAUUUUUUAGUUUUUUUUUAGAAUUUGGAUUUUAUAAAAUAGCAAAAAAAUUGUUUUUGUGCUGAUAAACCCCUUUUUUACCAAUAUUUUUAGUUUUUUGGACGUUUUGAAUAGAUUUUUGCUUGUUUUUAAAAUUUUAAGGUGUUUUAUAACUAGCAAAAUGAGUAAAGGUUUAUAAAAUUAUGUUAUAUUUUAUAAAAUGAUGGUAUAUUAGUUUUAUUUUAUAAAAUGUCUGUCCAUUCUCUCCAUUUCCCCUUCUCUCUCGCCGCGCAAGGUCUCUCUCGAUCCGUCAACCAAUCAGCGCGCGCUUCCGAAUAGCCCGCUAGAUUGGGGUCCGCCAACCGGACAAAAAUCCGUCUCCGGGCCGUGUUUUUGAGGAAAAAGCCAACACCGGACUUCGGUGCGCUCGGGGCGACGGCUUUUUGUCAGCAAACAAAAUCUUGUUGCCAAGAGUUCACGUUUUUGGCGAUUUUCUUUAAAUUUAUUUCAUUUUCAAUUUGGUUUCGCGUUGCGUGCGGAUUUUUCGGAUCAAAUUUGCGUAAGUAUUUGAAUAUUUUAGUUUUUUGAAUUUUUGUUUGGUUUUUUUAUUUGGUUUUAAAAAAUUUUUCUUUGAAUUUCUUUGAUUUUUAUGCAAAUUUUGAAGUUUUUUUUUCGAAAUUUGAAGAUUUUCCGGCCGUUUUUGAUCAAAAUUCGAACUUUUUUUUGAAAUUUUGAACUUUUCGAACAAAAUUUUGAAAUUCGAAAAAUUCAAAAAUUUUUAUUUUUUUCGAUUAUUCUACUUUCGCGGAUUUUGGUAAGCGGUUGCACUCAAAAUUUCGACUUUCUUUGAGGUAAAUUUGAAUUUUUCGAAAGUUUAUUCAGAUUUUGCAUGAAAUAUCACUUGAUUUGCAUAUUAUGCUGUUUUAUGCUUUCUUUAUUAUGCUUUGUUUUGAUUCUAGGUUCUUGUGAAUAGUUUAGGCAAGAAUUAUGGGUUUUUUGAUAAUGAUAUGGCUUUUAGGUAAUAUUUGUUGGGAUUUUGUUAUUGCUUGAUAUUUUAGGUAAUAAUUGUAGGGUUUUUGAUAUUUUAGGUAAUAGUUAAAGUUUUUUUGAUAUAGUUUGAUAUUUUAGGUAAUAGUUAUAGGUUUUGUCUUAUGAUAUGUUAUUUUAGGUAACAAUUUUAGGUUUUUGGGAUUUUUAUGGUUUUUGGGUAACAUUUAUAGAAGUUGGGACAUUUUUUUUGAUAUUUUAGCUAACAGUUAUAGAUUUCAUGACUGUUUUAUGUAUUUUUGGUAAAAAUUCAAGAUAUUUUAGGAUUCUAGGUAACAUUUGUAAGCUUUGUGACAUUUUUUGAUAUUUUAGGUAACAGUUGUGGAUUUUAUGAUUGUUUUUUGUAGUUUAGGUAACAGUUUUGGGAUUUCUUGAAUUUUUAGUUUUUUUAGGUAACAAUCUUUUCUUGAGGUUAAGAUUUAUAUUUUAGGUAACACUUUUAAAUAAUUUGAUUUAAAAAGGUACUUUAGAUAACAAUUGCAACUUUUAUUAAGUAUGAUACUAAUUUAGGUAACAACGUUUGGUUUUUUGGUAUAUUAUACUUCUUUAGGUAACAGUUUUGAAUUUUAACCUUAAUUCUUGUGAAUAUUCUAUCUCAGUUGUCUUUUUUUUAACUUAACCUAACCGUUUACUAACCAUCUCCUUCAUGUUCCAGUACGAAUCGGAAAAUCUAACCGGGCGCGAGUCGUGUACGUGUCAAAGAGCGAGUGAUAUUGCGCGUACUGUAACGAAAAAAAUGUGGGGCGAAUUCAUGGAGCCGAAGCCGACCGGGAUUCCCCUUCGUCCGAUCCGAUUGGCCAGAAAAUUGGAAAAAGUGCUGCGUGUCGUACGCAAAGGCAUUUCAAAUCGCAAAUUUUUGGUUUCAGUCGACGAACGACGACAGUACGAUACUGGAAAUGUUGAGUAUGGUACACAAGGUCAAUAUGUGGCUGAGCGUGGUCAGUAUGGUGGCCAAGGACAAUAUAGUGGUCAAGGACAAUUUAGUGGUCAAGGACAAUACGGUGGCCAAGUGCAAUAUGAAGCGGGUUUAAGGCCAUCUAGUGCUGGUGCAGGACAGUAUAGUACUACAAAAGGACGAGUAGGUUCUAGUGCAUCUACAGAAGGUCUACAAGAAUCAACUGGUCGAUUUCUAGCCGGUUAUGUAGCUUCAGAUGGACAGGAAAUGGAUUCAAAGCCUCAAAUCCUACGAUCAUCACCUUCGGAACACCAAAACCUACCAGGAACUUCACUGGGGUCUCAAGAUUUUAAUGCUCAAAGUACCCCACUAUCACCACGAAACAUCCGAGCACCAUCGAGGGAACGACCAUACCUCAAUCGACCAAGAACAUCGUCGGAACGACCGGAACUGCGACGACCAGCACAGUCAAUGGCUGUCGAAGUCGUAGGAACUGAAAGAUCAUCAGAAGGCUUGAAUUUGAAAGGAAGAAGAACGCCGAGUCUACAGCGUGAUGAACCAUCAACGUCUACUAGGCCGAAUCUGCAUAGACAAGUUCAUCGUACUGAUCGGCCGACGGAAUGGAUUCAGCCAUUGUUCUUGUCUAUGAGGUCCAGGGAUCCAGAAGAGGCGAUUGAAAUGCAAGAGGUAAGGUUUUUCAUGGUUUUCAGGAUUUUGAAAAGUUUUUGUGGUGGGACCAAAAAUUUUUUUAAUUUAUGAUUUUUUUGAUUUUGUUGAGUUAAAACGCUUUUUCUAGUGGCCAAAACGUCAACGACCGUCCUUCUACACCUACGAUGAGUUCCACCAGGAGUAUCUACCAGGCGAUGAGCUAAUAGAGGAGUUCGACCAUAUUCCCAUGCCAAUCACUAAAAUACGACAAUUUCCAGUGGAUCAAGUCGACAGGUACCCGGAAGGCGCUAGGGUAAGAUUUUUGGUCUUAAAAAUGAUUUUUUAGUUUUUGCUUUUUAAGAUUUUUUAAUAUGGUACUAGUGGUACCAUUAAGGGUACCAAACUUUUUUUAUGAUUUUUUUGGCAGUAGAUGAUAUUCAUACAGGGAAAUGAUUUUUUUAAUUGAAAAGUACUUUAAAAUUGACUUUUGGCUCAAUGGUAUCAGCAGUACCAAAAAUGGUACAAAAAAUUUUUUUUUUUGAAAUAUGGUUGAAAAUGACGCUAAGAGCACUGUUUUAUAUAUCAAAGUCAUUGAAAAGCUUUAUAAAUACGAGUUUCAGAGCCUAACAGUCAACGAACAUCAACAACAAUAUCAGCACUACCCUCGAACCCCGACAGCCAGCACUCCAGGCCGACACGGCCUAAGAGACCUCAUACGACAGAAGGAAAAGAUCCAAUGUGGUGGACUGUCAGUGGCCGAUGUAAGACAACGAAUCGCUUAUCAGCCACGAACUGAAGCCAAGGAGACGAAUCCGUUUUGGGCCUGCUUCUGGAGCUGUUUCUGUGGACUGUUCGGAAGACGGCCGAGGAAACGAGACGCUUUGCCAAUGUUUGGAAAGUUCAAAAGAAGGUACCGGGUGGAUCCGGAGAUUGGAAGAGCCAAGAAGAUUUUACAGGACGAGUCGGAUGAUUGCAGGUAGGGGGAUGUGUAGGUUUUAAGGGGGGUUUGGUGGUUUUUGAAGGUUUUUGGCUGAUUUUAGGGGAUUUAUUGGGUCGAAUAAGGUUUUUUGGGUUUGUUUUUCUAUUUGUCUACUUGAUUUUGAUCUAUCAAUAAAAUGACUUUAAGAAACUUUUUUGAAAAUUUAAAAUUUUUGAAAUUUGAGGCCAUUUUUGGGGCAUUUUGGCCGUUUUUGGUGUUUUUUGGUCGAUUUUGAGCGUUUUUAUUGAUUAGAAUAACGAUUUUUGUGUAGUGUAGUUGUUUAGUUGCUUGAUUUUGGAAUAGACAUGCAAUUUUUUAUCGAAAAAUCAAAAAAAUUUAAAAUUUCAGACCCUUCUUCACCUACUGGAUCACAACAACACAAGCAAUAAUCAUGGUGUUCACGUUGAUGCACUUUGGGAUAGGAACGGAUUUCUUUGGAGGAUUUGGAGUGACAGAAAGAAGCGGUGACGUAUUCGCAACCUCAAUGUCAUCAGUCCACAUUGUCGUUUGGGAACAGAACAACAUUUGGAUUGGGGCGAGAUUUGUGGGUUUUGCGGGAUUUUUGGGCUUAAAUAGGGUUUUAAUUUGAGUUUUUAGGUUUUAAAUUUGUUUCUGAUUAAAAUUUUGGGCUCCUAAUCUUAAGUUUGAGUUUUUUUUUAUUGGAAAAUUAAAAAAAAAAUUUUUUUUGAAAUUUUAAAAAUUUUUCGAAAUUUCAAAAUUUUAUAAAUUUCAGGCCGAUCUAGUUCACAUAGGAGCCAAAUACACGCCCUGUAUGCGUCGUGAUGCCAGAAUCCACAAACUGAUAACGGAAGAGCGAGAAAUCGAGAAUUCAGAAACCGGCUGUUGUAUCGGACCAGACGGCUGCUUUCAAACCUCAUCAUGUCCUCAACAGUUUGCCACAUUCCAUAAAUACAUAAAUAAUGACAAAACUCAACAGAGAAUCGUCUGUGGUCAAGACCCUAGGUUUUGUGCGACGCCGAGAUCCGCGGCACCGUAUGAUUGGGGCCCUAAUAUCACGGAUUGGCCGGUGAGUGAGAUUGUUGGCUUGAUAUGAGUUUUGGGGUUGAUUUUGUGCUUAUAGGUGUAUUUAUGGAAUUUAGGCUUAAUUUAAAGGCUUUAGGCCUGUUCUAAAAACUUUAGGCUUAUUUGGUCGAUUUUAGGUUUAUUGUUGGAUUUUAGGCUUAUUUGGACGAUUUUAGGCUUAUUUCAUUAACUUUAAGCUUAUUUCACUGUCUUUAGUCUUAUUUUUGGAUUUUUGGGCGUAUUCGAUUAACUUUAGGCUUAUUUUUGGAUUUUAAGCUUAUUCUAUUAACUUUAGGCUUAUUUAACUGUCUUUAGGCUUAUUUUUGGAUUUUUGGGCGUAUUCGAUUAACUCUAGGCUUAUUUUUAAAAUUUGGGCUUAGUUUUGCAAUUUAGGCUUAUUUGGGCGAUUUUAGAUUUAUUUUACGGACUUUAGGCUUAUUUUGCUGACUUUAGGCUUGUUUUUGUACUGUAGGCUUAUUUUUGGGUUUUAAGCUUAUUCGAUUAACUUUAGGCUUAUUUUACUGACUUUAAGCUUAUUUUUGGAUUUUAUGUUUAGUCGAUUAAAUUUAGGCUUAUUUUACUGAUUAUAGGCUUAUUCUUAGAGUUCUGUCUAAUUUUACGAGUUUUAGGCUUAUUUUUUGGUCUUUAGGCUUAUUUUUCAAAAAACGACAACACUUUUUUUCAGCAAUGCCAACAACAAAUGGAGAAUAUCACGACGCGUGAACCUCAUAUGCAUUGCCCAUUGGUCGGCCGCCCAUGCUGCAUCCAAAUGCACGGCCAAUGCAGAAUAACCACCCGAGAAUACUGCGACUUUGUACGAGGAUAUUACCACGAGAAUGCCACUCUCUGUAGCCAGGUGUCGUGCCUGAAUGAUGUGUGCGGAAUGACACCGUUCCUGAUGAAGGACGUGCCGGAUCAGUUCUAUCGCUUCGUCAUUCCACUGUUUAUUCAUGCUGGGUAAGUAUAAGCUGGGUAGGGGUAUUAUUUUUGAUUUUGUUGUGGGCGGGGUAAGUUUAGAAUUUUUGUUAAGAGUAGAGUUAAAAAAAAACAUUUUUAGAGGCUUGGUGGAUUUUUUAAUUUUUGUGGGCGGGUAAUUUUUUUAAAUUUUUUGUAUACGGGGUAAAUUUUGAAACUCUUUAAGGCGGGGUAAUUUUUUUUGAUUUUUGAGUGAUAGGACAGAUUUUUUAUUUUUUUUUGUGGGCGGGGUAAAUUUUGAAUUUCUUUUCGGUUUGGAUUUUUUUGAUUUUUAGUGAUAGAACAGAUUUUUUAAUUUUUUUGUGGGCGGGGUAAAUUUAAAAAAAAAUUUUUGGGGGUGGAUUUUUGUUUUUUUAUAAUAUCGUUUUUCAUUCUAGUAUCAUCCGAUUUGCGAUUACCUGCAUUAUUCAACUGUACUUUAUGAGAAAGUUUGAGCAAGCAAUUGGAUCCCUGAGGCUAGCCAUUAUAUAUUUCGUGUCGGGAGUGGGCGGAUAUUUGGCUAGCGCUUCUUUUGAGCCUUAUAUGGUGAGUUUUGACCUUUUAACUUUUAGAUAACAACAUUUUGUUUUUAUUUUGGGUAACAAAUGAUUUUUUGGUAUUUUAGGUAACAUGUUAACUUUUUUUUUUUAAUUUUGUGAUCGAUGCAACAAUAACGGCGCGGUUUGACCUUUAGAAUAAAAAAUUUAUUUUAGCCAGAAGUAGGACCAGCCGGCUCACAAGGUGGUGUUCUUGGUGCCCUUAUCAUCGAUGUCAUUUACAAUUGGCAGUUUCUGAGCAAUCCAGUACGAGCACUAUUACUGCACUUACUAUUGGCAUUACUGCUGUUUAUCACUGGAUUUUUGCCAUAUGUCGACAACUGGGCACAUAUCUUUGGAUUCAUUUUUGGGUGUUUGGCUAGUGCUGGUAAGGAUUUGAAAUUUUAAAAUUUUUUGAAAUUUUAAAAAUAAAAAAAUUUUUUUAAAUUAUAAAAUUGGUACUGUAAUAGCAUAUUUUCAGCCCUAAUCCCGUAUAUGCAAUUUGGCGACAAAGGAACCCGUCUCCUGGUUGUGGUAUUCUCCAUCAUCACCACCAUUGUCAUGUUCGUCUUCCUACUGGUCCUCUUUUACGGCCUGCCAGUUAUCAACAGCCCCAUCCUAACAUUCCUCAACUGCCCAUUCAGUGGCCAUAUUUGCGAUCAACAGGGACUCAAACUACGAUCAUGGCUUCCAAUCUAA